Thunnus maccoyii (southern bluefin tuna) is the source of this 3198-nucleotide messenger RNA. It is a transcript of the gene mcph1, whose product is annotated as microcephalin 1. The transcript is spliced from 15 exons. The coding region runs from base 211 to 2700 and encodes 829 amino acids. The record is from RefSeq and is a predicted model, not a curated record. Lineage: Eukaryota; Metazoa; Chordata; Actinopteri; Scombriformes; Scombridae. Gene Ontology annotation, biological process: mitotic cell cycle.
UGCAUUGCAUCACAAAUCGCACGCGCGAAAGAUGUACAUAGUAGUCAGUUAUUGUUGGAAAAUGCGCGAUUUAAAAACUCAUUAACUUAAACCUCAACGCCGCAUAAAGGGCCAUAGUGUGUGAAAUUCCUGUGAACUGUGAAUCUUCCAUCUCAAAAAGUAUCGCCAUUGGUUUUGUGGAGGUGAAUCCUGGAGCCAACAAGGCCAGUAAUGACCACAAGCAAUGAUGGUUCAGUUCUUAAAGAUGUCGUUGCCUAUGUUGAUGUGUGGUCAUCUGACAAAACAGCAAACUAUUCAAAAGCAUUCAUUCAGCAGCUACAAGAAAUGGGAGCUCAGGUAUCAAAAACAUUCAAUAAACAAGUCACACAUGUCAUCUUUAACAAUGGUCAUCUGGCUACAUGGAGGAAAGCAAAGAAAAGUCACGUGAAGCUCGUCUCUGUUCUUUGGGUAGGCAGAUGUUAUGAUGACGGAGUGCAUGUGGAUGAGGAGUUGUAUCCAGCGUUGAAUGAUGAAAGCAAUCCUGUGUUGAAGAACAAGAAACAUCGUUGCAUGCUGCCAAAAGAUUCUCCAGAGAAGACUCCUGAAAAUGACAGGCGCAUGAGGAAAAAGCUAGAUAAGAUGAUGAAAGACCUAGCUCCAAAGCAACCUCUGGUCACAGAUGUGUCACCCAUCAUUAUUGAUGAAGAGAACGGAAUAGUCUAUAGCCCUGCUUUGAAAAGGUCGGAUUAUAUGGCACAGAGGUUGAAAGACAUGAAAGAGAAACGGGAAAACCUCUCACCCACAGCCUCACAAAUGGUUGAAUCCUCCUCACCCCCUGGGCUGAAGCCUUCUCUUGGUAGCACACCAACUGUCUUCAAACGAUUCUAUGACCAGUCAGAUGAUGAUUCCAGUGCUUCUGUUGCUGAACUUGGUUACUCACCUGACAAGGAAGAAGGGAGAACACAACUGCAUGUUAAUGACCAUGACCGUCUUGAACAACCCCUCGGAAAAGACUUUGAAAAGCCCUGGCUGUCACCCUGCCACGAUGUGUCAAAACAGAGAUCUAUAAGUCCUUUGAAAUGUCCGGACUUUGAGGACAAAGAAGGGACUAAACAGAAAAAGUCAAUGAGGACAUCAAUCAGAAACAAGCUAAUAGGGAAACACAAAUCUGGAGGUUUAUUAGAAAGUCCUCACCAGGAGGGGAGAUCUGACGAGGGCAAGAACUUAUGCAAAGAAAAGAGGCGAUCACAGAUCAAAUCUUCUAGCCCUGCUGUUAAAAAAACUGAACAGUCGCCUAGCAAAUCUGAAAAGGGAAAGCGAAAAAUUAAAGCAGUAAAAUCUGUUACAGAGACUAAGACCCCUAAUUGUCCCGAUACUGUGAACUCUUCUGGUUGCCUCUCGUCAUCAACUGUGUUAGCUGAUGCUGCUGCUAAACUGUCAAAAGAAACUGUUUCACUGUUACAGAAAGUGGAACAGAAAACUACCAAACGAGCCAGACCAUCACUUUCUGCCCUGGUACGAUCUUUCACUUUGCCCAGUGAGUCUCAAAGUGUUGCCUCAGGUUCCGCUGACGGAGCUGAUGAUGUGUUUGAGGACUAUUUCUCCCCAGCUAACCACCACAAGAAAUCACAAAGACCUCUUUUGCCUAGUCUGCCUGUGGAGAGAGACAUUCAGGUUCCUUUUGAGUUGGGCUCUGUCCCAAAGAAAAGAAAACAAAGAAGAAGUGAAAGCACUGGAUCAGAAACCAUGAGUAUGAAGAAGAGGAAACUGGAAGAAAGUCAAAGUGUCAAAACCGGCAAUCAGCAGUCCGAUGCAAACACUGAGCCUAAAAGUCAUCCCCAACAGGAUGAUAAAGAAUCUCUGGUCAAAGGCAGAAGACAAAGCUCGUUACCCUUUACAAGCACCAGUUCAACAACCACUGAGCCACAAAAACGGAGAAAAGCAUCUUCCGUGCAAUCAACAAAGAUAACAGAGGAUAACACAGCACUGAAGCUGCAGAAAACCUCUGAUGUCGAUGACCUUUCUCACACUUUGGAAAGUAGAGGAAAUGAACGUACAGAUGCAGCUGGUUUAGCAGAGAUCCCCUCUGAAGCCGAGGAGAAUCACAAUAAACAAGUCAGCUUGCGUCUUCAGAAAAUGGUCAACAAGACAAAGAUGAGAACAUUAGUUAUGACAAGCAUGCCCACUGAGAAGCAGAACACGGUGAUGCAGGUGGUGAAAACACUGGGUGGGUUCUCGAUUGUUGACCGAGUUUGUGAGAGCACAACUCACGUGGUGUCUGGGGGUCCCAGGCGGACUCUCAAUAUUCUUUUGGGCAUAGCUCGUGGCUGUUGGAUCCUCUCUUUUGAAUGGAUUCUCUGGUGUUUGGAGCAAAGGCAGUGGAUUCCAGAGGAGCCAUAUGAACUCUCAGACCAGUUUCCUGCAGCACAGAUCUGCCGUCUCCAGAGGCACUUGUCUGCUGGGGAGCACCAGCAGGACCUGUUCCAGGACCUGCCAGCCAUGUUUGUGUCCCAGCACUCUCAGCCGCCCACUCAGAGUCUGGUGGAGCUGAUCCAGCUCUGUGGAGGGACGGUCUGCAAAACUGUGCGGCAGGCAGGGAUCUGCAUAGGGAAGUACAGCGGCAGGAGACCAGAGGGAAGCAGGAUCCUGUCUGAGCAGUGGGUGCUUGACAGUAUUACACACCUGAAGCAGCUGUCAUAUGAUAACUACGACUUGGAGUAAAAACUCCAGAAUAGUUUCUGAGUUUAGUUUUUUAAAUUUUAUGCUGGACUCUGUCUAGUCAUAUCCCCUCUGUUUCUACCAUGUAGUGUUCCUGUUGUAUCAUCUUGCUUUGGAAAUGAGUUCACAGAUUGUACUUAAAUCUUCUCAAAUAUUCUGUUUGUCUGUGGUUGCUGUGGGAACCCAUAACUUCUCAGGACCCUUAAGAUGAUGUAAACGGUGUAAGUUACUGUGAAACUGCAUUGACUUUGAAUGCAUACUUCAUGUCGAUCCUUUAUUCUUUACAGUUUUUUCAUAAAGUAGCAACCACUACUGCAUAACCUGUGUGUUUUUUUGUUUUUUGUUACAAGAUGUGAGAUUGAGCCUUUUAACUUUUAGCAAUGUGACUUUUAAAAUACCUGUUGAGCCAUUUCAACACUCUAAUGGUGACAAUGUAUUGUGUCUUUUAAUGUUUUGUGAUGUCAUUGUUAAUAAAUACUUUUAUUAAAAUUGUUGAUGUUC